CACGAAAGCAAACCAGUUUGACAGAAAUCGCUCCGCAGUGCGGUAGUGCCGCGCGUUUUGGUGGAGUUACAUUUACAUUAUCAAUGUUUAUAAACAAAUUUCGACGAUAUACUGUCAUAAUUUCAUUUAUUCAUGAAUAAAAUAUAAAAAAUACUUUGCGCUUUAUUGUUAUUCUGCCGGCUCGUAGAUUAUUCUUGUAAAUUUGUACGUUUUAUUCGAGUGUGUAAUCUUGUACGUAGCGAGAACACAGCAUCGUCGAAUUUGUUGGGACGGUGGGUGAAAAUGUGAAACAAAUGUGUUUUUGUAUUGAACAUAACGUGCUGGUGAAGUUUGGGACGAGUGUUUGAGACUGUUGUGGAGGCAACUGGAACUAUGAAGUGGUUUGUGCUGUUGUUACUGCCGUCAUGCUUGGCGCAUCUCAAUGUUUACCUCAGCCGAGCAGAAGUGUGGAGGUUGCUGGGUCUAACAGCUGAGCUGUUCUACGUGCGCGAUGGCCAGAUCAAUUUCUACGCUCUCAACUUCGUGGUGCCAGUGCCGGCCACCAUCAACGAACUGCAUUUCACCUGGCAGAGUCUCACCAGGAAACCGUUGCCUUACACACUACGCGUAGAGGUGGUGUCGAACAAAGAGGUGAUGAACCCACCCACGUUCAACAUAUCGAGCGAGGGAUACGUGCCGACCGAACCGCAAACUUGGCGAGUUGAUUUGCCAUGUACGCGCACCGCCGCCGCUGAAGCAGACGUUACUAUAUCGCUAAAUGUGUCGACCGGUUCUUCGUCCACUACGCUGCAUUUCCGUAGACGGAAAAUAUGUCUAAAGGAAGCUCCACGGCCAGCCGUCCGAGUGGACAGCGUCCCGCAUGCGUCAACAUCAGCAGAUAUAUUUUAUGCGGGCGCGGGUUGUGCUGGCGGUGCCUUGUUGAUUGCUGCAGUCGCCGCCGCGGCGUGUAGAGCGCGGGCGAGGAAGCUUCGGCGAGCGAGAAGCGAUGAACAAGACGCGCAUGCCUUCUUACCAGACUCGUCUUGCAAGUCCGCCGCCAGCUACACUAGCUACCGUCGACCUACAUCCUUGCCCGCUGCGGCCGCCGAAGAACGCGCCAGAGAUCUCCAGCAAAGAAUUGCAGAGUUGACGAUACAGCGAUGCCGCGUGAGAUUGCGUUCUGUGGCUAUGGAGGGGACGUUCGGUCGUGUAUACAGAGGUACAUACGCCGACGAAGAUGGAAGAGAGCAAGAAGUUCUCGUGAAAACUGUAGCUGAACAUGCAUCUCAAGUACAGGUUUCCUUACUGCUUCAAGAAGGUUGUAUGUUGUAUGGACUCCAUCAUGAGCGGGUGUUAUCAGUCCUCGGUGUAAGCAUUGAGGAUCAGACGGCGCCGUUCUUGUUGUACCCGUGGGGCGCGGGCUGGAGGAACCUGAAGCAGUUCUUGCUGGCGUGUCGAGGGGUGACGGUGGGUGGUGCCGCCGCGGGGGCCCCACCACCACCUCUGACCACGCAGCAUGUGGUGCGAAUGGCAAUGCACGCGCUAGAUGGCUUGGCGUACCUGCACACACAACACGUACUACAUAAAGAUAUUGCUGCUAGGAAUUGCAUAGUGGACGAAAACCUACGAGUCAUGAUCGCAGACAAUGCGUUAUCCAGAGAUCUAUUUCCUGCGGACUACCACUGUUUAGGGGAUAACGAGAACAGGCCCAUUAAAUGGCUGGCCUUGGAGGCGUUGUCCAAGAGGCAGUUCAGUCCAGCAGCCGACGUAUGGGCGUUAGGAGUCCUGCUGUGGGAGCUGACGACCCUGGCGCACCAGCCGUACGCGGAGGUGGAUCCGUUCGAAGUCGCCGCGUACCUCAGAGAUGGUUACCGGUUACAGCAACCGGCGAACUGUCCGGACGAAUUGUUCGCUGUGAUGGCCUACUGCUGGGCUAUGUCGCCCGAUGACCGGCCGACGCUGCCCCAACUGCAAAUCUUCCUGAGGGACUUCCACACGCAACUAACGAGAUUCGUAUAAACCAUUCCUUAGUUAAAAGACAAUCCAAAGACGACAAUAAGUGGUAAUAAAGUCAACUUAAUAUAGUGAGAUUAUUUCGGACGCAAUAGAGGCCUUAAGUGUCAGUGGAGUGAUCGCACAAGUGAAUGAUUUACAAGAGACUGAUUUUUUUAUUUCGUAUUUUGUAAAUAUUUUUAUUUACGUUGUUUUACGUGGUUAUCGCGCAUUUUAAAUGUUAAUGAUUUUAUUUUUCUGGUUGUAAUUGUACAUUUAUGUCUUAAUAAUUGAUUAGGUCGUAAUUGGAAUUUAUAUAAAGCAUACAGAUGUCAUCUAUACGACUUAAAAAUCACAAGCUGUUUGCAAAAAUAUACAAAAUGCUGCACAACAAUAAAACGCAUUUUGUUCCAUUUUGCAAACAACUAUGAUAUUUAAACUACCAGAGAGGUUCCACUUAACAUUUAUCUUUAUAGUUAGUAUGAAAAUAUAAAACAUCUGUCUAUUAAUCUGGUGUAACGAGUAUGAUUUACGAGCCUACAAUUGCCAACUAACUAAUUUAUUGCACAAUUGUUGCCAGAACAAUAAUACCACGUACACAUUAUACAAGAUCAUCUGCAUUUUUGUGUAUAUCUAUCUCUUUCAUAACACAUGUGAAAGUAGAAUCAGAUAUAUGUCACUCACUUGAGUUUACAUGUCACUUAAUUAUCGACAUGUAUUUGAAGUCAGUGCAACUGAAUGCGAACUUUUACCAUUAAAAAUGCGCGAUAAUCAGUUUGUAUUUAUCUUGACAACCUCAUUACUGCCAUAUUAGACUAAACGAUUUGUAAAUAUUGAUAGUAUAUAAAAUAUAUUGUGACUGUAUAAUACGUAUAUUGAACGUGCCUCAGAUUUUAUUAAAAGUUUAUAUGUUAUAGAUGUUUAGAGAAUAGUUGGGUAAGACUGGAGUAGCAACAAGUUUACUGUACUUUCAAACACAACACAAUUUUGUAAUCUUUACAUUUUUGAAAUUUUUGAAUGUCUUAAAGGCUCGUACUAGUUUGGACUGAACGGACAUAGAAAAACACAUAUUCGUUUUAGUUUUGUUUGAUAUUUUCCUCACAGGUAGCCUAAACAAAAAUAUUUACUUUUACAGAAAAAUGUAGUUUAAAUGUGGACGAGCCUUUACUGACAAUUGAUAGUCAUUUAUAAGUAGUGUGCCAAAAACCUGUUCAAUGUCAGUUUUACUUUAAAAGAGCAUUUAUUAGUUUGAUUUAAUUUUAAUUCCGACUAAAUUCAGUCAGGAAAUAUAUACAUUUGAUUUGAUUCGAGUAACAAUUAAAUAUUGAUUAAUAAAUUUGCUAUUUGUUAUUAUAACAUUUCCGAUGAUAAAUAACAUGUUGAUUAUUAAUUUAUUCCAACGUAUAAGUCAUUAAUUAAAUUAAUUGAUUAGUAUAUCUGAUUAAUUAAUAGUAAUAAAUUGAAUUUCAAUCCGCAUAGUAGCAAUGCAUAUUGUUUUAAUAACUAGAUACAUUUGUAUUCGCAGUUCAUUCGCUUGUUGGGUGAAGUAGAUAAUGUCAAUAUAACAAGUGGCACGAGUUAUUUGGAGCAACAAUAAUUUAAUCAAUGUUUGUACAUGUGUAAAUAUUGUAUGACACGAAAUGUGAAUAUAAGAGUGAUUAAUAUUCGA
This is a messenger RNA of Manduca sexta (tobacco hornworm), 3640 nucleotides long. It is a transcript of the gene dnt, whose product is annotated as tyrosine-protein kinase Drl. Lineage: Eukaryota; Metazoa; Arthropoda; Insecta; Lepidoptera; Sphingidae. The coding region runs from base 373 to 1998 and encodes 541 amino acids. The record is from RefSeq and is a predicted model, not a curated record. Gene Ontology annotation, biological process: axonogenesis; positive regulation of kinase activity; protein phosphorylation. The transcript is spliced from 6 exons. Gene Ontology annotation, molecular function: protein kinase activity; ATP binding. Gene Ontology annotation, cellular component: signaling receptor complex.